CACCAAACAGAUGCGAAGGUUCCUGGGUAUGACUGGUUGGUACAGGAGGUUUAUUCAAAACUACGGCCAGACAGCGGCUCCGCUUUACGAGUGCUUGAAGAAAGACCGGGUGAAGAAAAUUGAGAUGUCGGAAGAAGCAAUUAAGGCGUUUGAACUGUUGAAAACCAGCAUGUCCUCAGCACCUGUACUUAUCCCCCCAGACUUCAAGAAACCAUAUACCAUCCAAUGUGAUGCGUCCACCACGGGAGUAGGAGGAGUUUUGUUCCAAUCCGAUGACUCAGGAGGGGAACACCCGAUUGCCUAUAUGUCAGUCAAGUUGAACAAGGCACAGCGGAACAUUCCGCUAGUCUAAAAUGGCUGAUGGGUCAGAAAGACUUGUCAGGCAGACUCGCACGGUGGAGUUUGAAGCUGCAAGCGUUUGACUUCCCCAUAGAACACAGAAAAGGAUCACUAAAUGUAGUCCCUGAUGCACUCUCACGAGUUCAUAUGGACGAGCUACAGAAGACUGGUGCGGAAGAGCUGGACCUACACAUCAACCUGGAUUCGACAGCGUUCCAAUCACCGGAUUAUGUCAAACUGGUGCAGGCGGUGGAACAACAGUUAGGUAAAAAUAAAGACCUUCAAACAUCGGAAGGCUACGUCUACAAACGGAUGGGCCUCUGCCUAAACGACGCCGUGGAUGAGGGCCGAGUAUGGAAGCUCUGGGUUCCCACCGAGCUACGACCCGAUUUCUACUACUGGCCAGGGAUGGCUGUAGAUGUCCAAAAGAUAGUGAAAGAGUUUGAGGUCUGUAAAAUCACUAAGACUGCCAACAAAAGUGACCAACCACCCAUGGGAGAACAGCGUAUCAGGGAAAGUGCUGGUCAGAGAUUGUUUAUCGACUUUAUGGGACCAUACCCAAGGACCAAAGGUUGGUCUGGCUACAGACGAUGA
Molecule: messenger RNA, 933 nt
Organism: Drosophila biarmipes
Lineage: Eukaryota; Metazoa; Arthropoda; Insecta; Diptera; Drosophilidae
Exons: 2
Coding region: 361-933 (190 amino acids)
Source: RefSeq, a predicted model, not a curated record